Danio aesculapii is the source of this 3174-nucleotide messenger RNA. RefSeq names its product adhesion molecule with Ig-like domain 3 (gene amigo3). Gene Ontology annotation, biological process: brain development. NCBI's taxonomy places the organism in Eukaryota, Metazoa, Chordata, Actinopteri, Cypriniformes, Danionidae. The record is from RefSeq and is a predicted model, not a curated record. The transcript is spliced from 2 exons. Bases 926 to 2386 code for a protein of 486 amino acids. Gene Ontology annotation, molecular function: protein binding.
AGGCAGUGUAGUAUGCACUCUGUGAGAGAGUGAGAGAGAGAGAGGAAAAAGAGGAAGACCCGUACAAUUCACAGAGCAAAUCGGAGGACAGGAAAGAAAGGAUGGAUGCUGAGCAAGAACACUUUUGAUAUGAGACCAGGGCUGGGUAGAGGGACCAAAAAGCUUUGAGAUCUUGAUCAUUGUUUGAGCUUUUUACUUUUCACCAGUAUCUUCAGAUGCCACGUGGACACUGGAAGCUUAAGAGUCACAGAGAGUUAGACGCCCUAAUCGAGCGGUGUCAUUUAUUAUUUGAACAAAAAAAUGAGAGGACGUAUUUUUAAAACGUAAGGACUAUUUUCUCCAGGAUAGGGAGCAACAUUGAUAACAGUGCUUAUCUUCUGGUUAAAACAAACAACAGAUUGCUCGUGCUGCGAGAGUAACUGUGGAUCAGUGCUCGUGUGACACAUUGUGCGCCUGCUGUUCAACUGAGGGCAAGAUCAUCCUAAGCGAACUGGACAGGAUGCUGACUUUCUCAAAAACAUCCUUCAGCCUGCGGCAGCGAGCUAACUCUUGAUUUAAGACCCUCUUCUGUUCCAUCUCGGAUGUCAGGACUGCAAAACAACACCAACUGUUAACAGGAUGCUGCACAGAAGGUUGGGCUCAGCCUUAAGGAUUGGGCAAAUGCAAUUGCUUUCACUUCAAUGACUUGAAUGGCUUUGCCACCAGUUCUCUCAACCUGAGAAUGGACUAACAGCAGGAACAGUGCAUUGAAAUCCAAACAAGAGUUAUGAAGUGGGAUUUCUGAAGCAUCAUUUGGAAACCUUAAGAAUUUUAAGGAUAGGAACACCUAACCAAGACGACAACCGUCACUCAAUCAGUGUGUGGACUUUUACCCUGGUGAAACUCUGGCUGCUCUGAUUCCCAACCAAAGAAUCCUGACGGCACAAUGCUGUGUGCUCAGGGUGUGGCCGCACCCCUAAUGCUGAGCUCUUUUCUGCUGCAGCUAGUCAGAGCCAAUAUCCCUUCUGGCUGUCUGAUUACAUCCGAUAUCCUGAGCUGCACCAACCUUGGCCUGGAUGAAGUCCCGCUAGAGUUGCCUGUGACAGUGGCAACAUUGGACUUUAACCACAACCGCCUGGAACAUCUUGAGGAGGGUAGCUUCUCUGGCCUGCCCAAACUUGACACCAUACGGUUAGCCCACAAUCAGCUGAGCAAGCUCACUCCGGGAAUCUUUCGGAAUACAAGUAAAAUACACCAUCUGGACCUUUCAUCCAAUCAGUUGAACAUUAUAGAGCAGCACUACUUUCAAGACCUAGUAGCAAUCGAGGAGCUACUCCUUUACAACAACCGCAUAGUAAGGGUAGAGAGCAAAGCCCUAAGCGGUUUAAGUAACCUACGCAAGGCCUACCUGAGCCAUAACAGACUGACAGAUUUCCCCUUCUUUUCCAUCCACGAGCAUCCAAAUCUCAAUACACUCGAUCUAAGCUCGAACCGUAUGCCUAACCUUCCUAUUGAGGAAAUCGGAGCUCUAGAGGAAUCAGUGCAGCAGGCGUUGUUCCUGCACAACAACACCCUAAUUUGUGAGUGCUCCAUGUACAGCAUGUUUAAACACUGGGAGCAGAGAGGCUUUGCCUCGGUCAGAGAAUUUUGGGAGGAGCAUACCUGCUUGCUUUAUGGUGAACAACGAGCUUCGGUUCGAUUUCUUCAACAUGUACGAUUCUUUGAGAAUUGCACUGUCAAACGUUUAGCGCAGACAGAUAAUAAAACAGCAGAAGCUGGGAAAUCAGUGAUGCUGAAUUGUACAACGACAUUAAAUGGAAGGAAUGUCACCUACUGGUGGGUAUCCCCACAUAAGGAAUACAUUGUUCCCCCUGGUAAUAACAAUACAUUGCGAAUGUAUGCAAACGGUAGCUUGGAAAUCUUGGAACCACGAAUCGAGGACUCUGGGUUGUACUUGUGCAUGGCUCAGAGCCCUCAAGAGUCGCACAACCAGACUUUUGAAGUGAAUCUAACUGUGACGAUAUACCAUCAGGAGGUGGAGCCCUUCAACACUGGCUUCACCACACUGCUGGGCUGUGUCGUGAGCCUGGUGUUGGUGUUAAUGUACCUCUACUUGACUCCCUGUCGCUGCUGGUGCCGGAAGCAGCCUCUACCAGCGACACCAAGCCCUGCAAAUGAAUGCAGUGCCCAAUCGUCUAUCCUGACGCCCACACCACCUGCCACCACGGAGGGCCCCGGCCGCAAGGUCAGUAACAACAAGCAUGUGGUCUUUCUGGAACCCAUCAAGGAAGCACAGAAUGGGAGGCCGCGGGCAGCACUGGCCCUUGAGCAUCCCAAGCUGGCAGUAACACGGAGCGAUGCUGACUCUGUCACUUCUGUCUUCUCAGACACCACUAUUGUGCCAUAGCGGCUGCUUACUGUCAUCCCUACAACCUGCUCAAAUGAGCACGUGGGUCUUCAACGUGGCAGUCUGCAACUGCACAGCUACUCAGGACAGAUCAGGGAGAGGGCUUUGCAAGCCCCUAGCAGGGAGCAGAACAGAGCAGGAAAGCACACAGAAUCAGAGAGAAGGAAGUUAUAAAAAAAGAAAAGGGAAAGGAAUCCGCUUUAAGGCUUGACUGAGCCAUAACAGUACAAGAGAAAGAAAUUGGUAUGAAACUACGAAAGCUGAGAAGGGUUAAAAGCUUCCCGUUACCACUGCUUGAGCCUUGAUAGAAUCAUAGCUAGGAAUGCCUUGUCUAGAGCCUAUAAUCUAGUAAGUACCGCAUAAACCCUGCUCCUCUCUAGAAAAUAGCAACACUGAUAUGAAGAAUGACAAGUGCACACCGAAUUUCUAGUUUUUUACAGAUAUAUCUAGAAUGUUGAUUUAUUUUAAUGUCCAUUUUAAUGUUUCACACUGACAGUCAGCAGAAGUGAUUCCUUUCUGAAAGGUCAUGGUCAUAGAAAAUGCAUCUAUAAAACGUUAAGUUUGCUGUUUGUGCGAGGUGGUGCUCCUAAUCCAUUCAAAUGAAUGAGGAUAUCACACAGAGGUCACGUCUCACUCCUAAUAAGAUUACAGAAAUGGAACUGAAUGACGUGGAAUCUGUGAAAAUGCUGAAGUAUUUUCUCCCUUCCUAAGCAUUCCAUGUUUCCCCCUUUCCACCCACCUUUCCCUUUUCACAAAUCCCUUCUUCUUAAUAAAUCCUUUUGCUUCGA